Messenger RNA from Hemibagrus wyckioides, 1627 nucleotides. Its product is annotated as integral membrane protein 2C-like. Bases 80 to 859 code for a protein of 259 amino acids. The record is from RefSeq and is a predicted model, not a curated record. NCBI's taxonomy places the organism in Eukaryota, Metazoa, Chordata, Actinopteri, Siluriformes, Bagridae. Gene Ontology annotation, biological process: negative regulation of amyloid precursor protein biosynthetic process. Gene Ontology annotation, molecular function: amyloid-beta binding. The transcript is spliced from 6 exons. Gene Ontology annotation, cellular component: plasma membrane; Golgi apparatus; extracellular exosome.
UGGUGUGUGUGUGUGUGUGUGUGUGUGUAAGGUGCGGGGUCUCGCGCUGUAACGGUGCGGGUGAAGCUGCAGCUCCAUCAUGGUGAAGAUCAGCUGCGCGGCAAUAAACGGCGUUAAAGCCGAGAAAGAGGAGCGCGAGGGACCGGAGCGCAUCUACAUCCCGCCGCAGCAUGUGGGCGUGUUCCGGCGAUCGUCUCUGAGUGGACUUUGUUGUUUACUGAUUGCUCUCAUCAUUAGCACCUGCAGCCUGGUGUACGCCUCAGUCUACAUCUACCGCUAUUAUAUUGUCCCUCAGGCAAAUGAGUCUCAGUUCCGGUGCAAUGUGUAUUAUGAAGAUAAUCUGAAGGCACCCCAGCACAAUCGGGAGGAACUGCAGGAGAAUGUCAACAUCAACCUGCAGAGCAACUAUGAGAGGAUUAGCAUCAAUGCUGGCAACACAAACCCACGCACACGCCCUGCCACCAUUAUACAUGACUUCACCAAGGGUUUGACUGCAUAUCAUGACAUCACUCUGGAUAAGUGUUACAUCAGUGUCCUGAACAACAGCGUCGUUCUGCCACCAAGGAACCUGUGGAAACUCCUCAUCAAUGUGAAACUGAGAACUGGCAAUGAGGCCUCUUUUCCACAGACGUACAUGGUUCAGGAGGAGAUGGUGGUGUCUGAGCAAGUGAUGAACACACGUGACUUUGGCGUCUUCAUCCACAGACUAUGUGAAGGGAAACCCACCUACCAGAUACGCCGCCGCCUCACACGCCGCCGUAUCACUAAGCGGGAGGAGCAGAUCUGUCACUCUAUCCGACACUUUGAGAACACGUUUGUGAUGGACACGCUGAUCUGUGAUGGACACGCUGAUCUGUGAUGGACAUGCUGAUCUGUGAUGGACACGCUGAUCUGUGAUGGACACACUGAUCUGUGAUGGACAUGCUGAUCUGUGAUGGACAUGCUGAUCUGUGAUGCGCCUUAAAUAUUAACUUCCACAUAACAUCUCUCUCAUUUCUUCUCUUCAUGACGUGGUGCAUUUUUUCAUGCUUUAACUGAUUUCCUGAUAUAAGUGCUUCCAUUAAUCACCCAGUAGCACUCAGUGUGUGUGUGUGUGUGUUGAUAUUAACUUACCAUCUUGUGAGAAAACACCAAGUAUUUAUGCUGUAUUGUAAAGUAUACUCUUAAUAUAAGAUCAUGUCACCUGCACAUUGAGCCACAUUUUAAAAUAUCUCUAGCUGGCUAAAAAUAAACUGUCAAUCAACAAAAACACAUUUAACUCUCCCACAUGUACGGGGAAGUGUAUUAAUCUUACCAUGUGCUGAAUGUUGCAGUAUGUGUAUAAUGGAUUAUUAGCACAGGACCAGUUUAUUUCUGUCUGUCCCAGUCAAUGCACUUGUUUACUCCAUGUAGCACUAAAUACUCUGAAACUGUAUUCAUUUAUCUGUAUCAAUUUUGUUUAUUUUUAUUUUUAUAGUUGAAAUAUUUAUUUUAUCUUUACAAUGCAUGAAUCUUUACACAUUUACACAUUUAAAAUAUAGAUUUAAAAUCUUUUUAAAUGUGGACUGUGUGACUUUUAAACUGAGCCUUCUCCCAAACUGAGUAUUGUAGCUAAACAUCUUAGCAAAUAAAGAAAUUACACACAUUA